CUUAUAGAGAAAUCAAUCGAGAAAAUGGCGCUGCACGACACUUCUCUCUACGCAUUAAAAUGAAAAAUUCUCUUUUAUACCGGCUGUUGGAUCUGGGACUCGCAACACGCUUCUGUACACAUGUGAUCAUGCCGCACAAACUGACAGUUUGGUUUUUUUUUGCGGCGUAUAUAGUGCGUGAAAAACAAAAUUAUUGCUUAAUUACUGAUAUAAAAAACUGUAAUGAACGAAAAUCAACACAAACAGUUUAAUGAUGAGCCAGUGGAUCAUGAAGAAAAUAAUGAGCAUUGUCAGUCACUCAAAAGACUUCGAGAAGAAAGUCCUGAAGGUCAAACUUCACAAGCAUUGCGAAGGAUAAGAAAGAAGCCUCUGCAACAUAGCAGCAAUGUUGAAAAAAAAGAAAAUGGUAAAUCGGACAAAGAAGAGAAAAUUAAUGAAGAUUUUGACCUUGGGAGGGACAGUGAUUUAAUGAACGACUUGAUGGCAGAUUUCCAUGGGGAAUUCACACCUGAUAAUGUCAAGCCAUUGCAUAAAAAAAAUGACAAAAACCAUAAACAUACUGAUGGGAAACCAACCUCUCAAAAUCAACAAGAAACUCAAAUACUCGUGAAUGAAACAAAUGGAAUUGUCACUCAGGAUUCAGCAGUAGAGCUCGAAUUUGAAUUAGACAGUCAAAUGGAUGAUUUUUUUGAUGAGGAUUUUAGCGAUGAAACCAAAGCUGUCAAUUUAGAGGAAUUUCGAAGAUGCAAGAUUGUUAAGGUUGAGCGAGAAAAACGAUACACAAAGUUGGUUGUCAAAGACUGUGUGGAACAGACUACGGCAAAUGUGUUGUGUUAUGGAUUCUGGAAAGAUGCAUCGGUUGAAGAAAAUGAUGUUGUAUCGAUCAAGGCAAAAAAGGAUUCCCACGAUUGGAAAAUUGAUAACGAGAAUGGUGUACUUGUCGUCAAACCGUACUUUUUAAUAUCCGGGACGACGAUAACGAGCGCAAAUUUCUGUACUCGUCGUUCGAUACUCGCAGAAUACUUUCGUGGCCUCGAUUCUCUACCAAAUCUCGAAAUCGACGAUUGCGGAAUGACAGUGGGCACUUUAACCCACGAAGUCUUACAAACUGUCCUUUCAAAAAAAUUGACUUCGAUCAACGAAAUCCAGAACGUGAUAGACGAGAUUUUGGGUACACGACGAACGAUCCGGAUGCUUUACGAAGCAGGAUUAUCGCUGAAGAAAUGUAAGGAACAAAUGGAAGCGUAUAUCCCAAAAAUCGUGGAUUUCGUGCGACGUUAUAUAACCGGGAUUGUAGAGGAAGUACACAAAGACGAUUUCAAUGGAAAAAUUGAGCACGUAAGAGAAAUCGAGGAAAAUGUUUGGCUGCCGGAAUUGGGUAUAAAGGGCAAAAUCGAUGCGACCGUGGAGGUUAAAAUAAAUGAUCGUCGCAGGAUUAUGCCACUCGAGAUUAAGACUGGAAGACCAUCGUUUUCCAAUGAGCACCGAGGCCAGCUUAUCCUUUACUGUAUGAUGCUAAAACUACUGGGUCAAGAAACGGACGCAGGUCUUUUGCUGUACAUAAGGGAAAAUAUAAUGCAGGAGAUACAGAGCAAUCGUCCAGAAGAAAGAGAUCUGAUCUUGUUGAGAAACAUUUUAGUGCAUUAUUUUUCGCAAGCACCUGCCAACGAAACAACUGAAAACGGAAACCAUGAAGCAGAGCAAUUUUUUAAGCCAAUGAAACUGCCAGAACCAAUCAAUUAUCGUAACGCCUGUAUUAAAUGUCCUUACAACGUGAUAUGUUGUGUCUAUGCCGACAAGGAUAAAAGUCUCGAACUUCCGGAAUCUCAUGUUCUUAAAACUAUCUUUAAAGAAGCAAUGGAUUGCUUGGAACCUCAACAUAUCGAUUACAUAAUGAAUUGGAUAACUAUGCUGCGACUCGAAUCUGGGAGCGGCUACCUCGGAGCAAUGAAAAACAUUUGGAUACUCGAGCCCCUGAAAAGAGAACAAAAAGGCACGUGCAUAAGCAAUUUGGACGUUUGCGGAGACGCGAUGGAAAUAGGUCGGGGAUACUUGCACACUUUCGUUCGAAAAAAUUACGAUGGAGAAUAUGCAGUAAGUGAUUUGAACGAAGCACCUUUUAGUGAAGGAGAUUAUCUAAUUGUCAGUACGGAUACGAGGAUAAAUGUGUCGGCUGGUCAUUUGCAACAAAAAAGCAAACAUGCUAUUGAAGUGCUUUUGGACAGAGAUAUCGUGAGGCAAAACCCUGGAGCAACUUUCCACCUGGAUAAAUAUCCAGAGGCAGGGUCAUCGUCGCGGAAUUUAUCAAACGUUGCCUGUCUCCUGAACAACAACGAAAUAACGAAUAAACUGCGGGGCAUUAUAAUCGACAAAAAGCCAGCGACGUUUGUUGAAAAACUGCCAAAAUCUUUAGCCCAAGUCGGCGCACCGUUGUUGUACAAUUUAAACAAGUAUCAAAGAAAAGCGGUAUUAUCAGUUUUCUCGGCAAACGAUUACGUGCUGAUAAAAGGUAUGCCGGGCACUGGAAAAACACGAACUCUGGUUGCUCUGAUCGAAGUGCUCGUGAAAAUGGGACAAUCAGUUUUAAUAACGUCCCACACUCACAGCGCUGUUGACAAUAUUUUACUCAAGCUCGAAAAAAAUGGAGUUGAUUUUUUGCGACUUGGUUCUGACUUGCGAAUAAACGCGUCGUUGCUACAUAAAUCGGAGAACAUCCUCGCAGCUCAGUGCACUACACCUGAGAGCUUAGAAGCCAUGUAUUUGAGCAAGAAAGUCGUCGCUGUUACGUGCUUAGGAUCGACCCACAGCCACGUAGCCAGACGAAUAUUUGACGUAUGCUUAAUCGAUGAAAGCACUCAAGUAUUGCAGCCGACAGUAUUGAGACCAAUAUACAGCGCUUCCAAGUUCGUACUGGUUGGUGACCCUGAACAAUUGCCACCGAUAAUCCGAAACGACGAAGCAAGAAAAAUGGGCAUGAACGAAUCACUUUUCGCUCGAUUGGACAGUGAGAAUAAUACGGUCACGCUGAAACUCCAGUACCGCAUGAAUAAAAGGAUUAUGUCGAUCGCCAAUAUUCUCACUUAUAACGAUUCCAUGAUCGCAGCUAAUUCACAAAUUGCCAAUGCCACCCUUUACGUCAAAGAUCCAACGGUUUUGGAAUCUUGCGAACAAUGGGUUUCCAAAGUCCUGUCCUUGUAUCUCGAAGAUUCUGCUGUAAUUUUGAAUACGGGUGCGACGCAUUCGCUCAACAUCGAGAACCCCAUUGCCGAAUGUAGAGAUGAUGAAAAAUUAGUUUCCAAUGUAUUCGAAGCAGCGAUAAUAUUGCGUUUGAUAUCUGUUCUACGAAAGGGAGGAGUCGAACCAUCGGCGAUGGGAAUAAUUUGCCCGUUCACCGCUCAGGUUCAACUGUUGCGAAGCCUGAGCGAGGACAUAGAAGUAAACACCGUGGACCAGUAUCAAGGCCGGGACAAGGACGUGAUUUUUUACUCGUGCACGAGGAGCGUAAGCAAAAACUUCAAGGAACCGAAGGGAUACUCAAUUCUCGAAGACAGUCCGCGAUUGAACGUGGCAGUAACUAGAGCGAAGCACAAGCUCAUUAUAAUCGGGGAUAAAUCGUCGUUAAAAGUAUUCAAACCGUUUCAGCAGCUUUUUCAAGUGAUGGAAAACGACAUCGUAGAUCUAGAGCCUGGACAAGAUCAAUUCACGUGGGAAAGUCUCAUGCAAUCGAUAAAAUAAGAACUAGACGCAGGGAACACUUUCCUCGUCAAAAGUUCGUAUUCCAAAAACUUCGUCAAUGCAGUUACUUUUUCCAAAAUCUCACGAAAUUCUGUAUUUAAAUUGUUUUCUCCAAUAACGAUUAUUCACAAUUUGAGUUUACACGAGUUCAGAGAAAAAAAAUGGGAGAGCCUAAAGACUCUUAUUUUGCUAUGAAUGUAUAACUUUUAAUAUUUUUUUUAUUUGUAUAUGUUUUUUUUAAGAGUGAUUAAAUAAGUGAUGAAUGCAUCUGCACAAAAUGCAA
Venturia canescens is the source of this 4018-nucleotide messenger RNA. RefSeq names its product DNA replication helicase/nuclease 2 (gene Dna2). Gene Ontology annotation, molecular function: 5'-flap endonuclease activity; single-stranded DNA helicase activity. Gene Ontology annotation, biological process: replication fork reversal. The transcript is spliced from 13 exons. The record is from RefSeq and is a predicted model, not a curated record. Bases 223 to 3735 code for a protein of 1170 amino acids. Gene Ontology annotation, cellular component: cytoplasm. Lineage: Eukaryota; Metazoa; Arthropoda; Insecta; Hymenoptera; Ichneumonidae.